Symbiodinium sp. CCMP2456 is the source of this 2889-nucleotide messenger RNA. NCBI's taxonomy places the organism in Eukaryota, Dinophyceae, Suessiales, Symbiodiniaceae. The record is from the annotation of a GenBank genome assembly.
AUGAAGGUGAUGAUCAGCGACGACAUCGACGAGGUCUACUACGAGUGCGAGGAGGCGAACGAGCCCAAGGUCCUCGACGACGACGAGGCCGCCGCGAACGAGGACACCUACGAUGAGUUCCUCGACAACCUCUACGACGUUGACGCCGUGACGACGUAUGCGGUAACCUAUGGGAAAAGUGAGCCUAUGAGUUCCGAAGGCAGUGGGGAUGUAGUCCAACGUGAGCCCUCUGGAGCAUCAAUGUCGCGCAAGGACCGUGCCAAGAAAUGUGAAGAAACCGCCUACAGGAAGCUUGGGAACAAAGAGUUCAGCUUUGCAGACCUCCUCGAGAUCGCGCACUUGGUCCCCCUGGGCAAGCUCAAGAAAGGAAAGGGCGUCCUACGCAGCGGCGGGAACCACUUCGAGUACUUCCUCGGAGGCAUGUACACUCACGGCAACAUGAAGGGGAUCUCCAGAGGAAGCCGGGAGCUGCCGUGGACAGUCAAGUUCAUGAAUUCCUUCCUGAAGGCACAGGGUUAUGGCCAGUGGACUUCCUUUGUGUUGUUCAAGAACGCGGCCACCAAUGUACAUUCUGAUGUGCACAACAUGCCGGAUACCACUAUCAAGACAGUCUCCUUCGGCAACUUUUCCGGAGGCGAGUUGUGGAUCAGUGACCCCGAACGGGACGCCGAUGUCCCAGGCACAACCUGGAGGCAAGAUGGCGACGGCAAGGCCCUCCCCGGUUACCUUGUCGACACUAAGGAGAAGGUCUAUGUCUUUGAUGGGAAGAACAAGCACGCCACACAGCCUUGGACUGGGGAGCGAUGGGCUUUGUCAUGUUUUACCACCCGGCUUUGGAAGAAGGCCGGGAGAUUGGCUGCGCUCACCUCAUGGUGCGUUGCGGCUGGGACGGCCUACACCACCGAUGCUUUUCCCCUCGCCAAGGGCAAGGAGUCGGUGGCGCUGUACGAAAUUGGCGGCAUCGAGAAGACUCUCGAGGUGACGGCGAUGGACUACCUCGUCGCCGAGCCCUUCGAGCACCCCCCAGACCUUGACGGCGCCGGGGGAUUCGAGGCGAUCCGGCGCACCAUCCGCGACCUCAUUCCGGCCACGGUGUGGGUCCAUGGCGAUAAGACGGCUACCUACUUAGACGAGAUCUACGAUUGCCUAUGUGGACACGCCGACCAAGGACGACAACUGGCAGUAGAAGCACCGCAAGAGGAUCCGUGCUGGACAUCACCGGGACUUCUACGGCUUCUACAGCGCUACGAAGGGAGAUGGGGACACCGAGAUGGCGAACCUCACGUCCUGAGGAUGAACGACUUCUACCACCAGGCCGGGAUAAGGAGCCGCGACGAGGACAUUCCACAGUUCAGCGCCUACGUCACCGACUACAAGCCCGAAGAGGACGACAAGGAGGAGGACGGGGUCCCGAAAGUCGGGGCCGAGGCGAUCACCUUCAGCAAGGGCCAAAGUCUGGCACCGGAGGUGAAAUCGUCACUACGAAGGUUGCAUCAGAAUCUCGGCCAUCCCUCCAAUACGGACUUAGCCCGACAUUUGCGACUUGCGGGCGCAGAUCCAGUUGUGGUGGAUGCAUGUAAACGCCUCCAAUGUCAGGUCUGUCAGAGAAGCAAGAGGGCAGCUACUCCGAAGCCAGCAUCACUUCCGAAUCUACUUGAGUUCAAUCAGGUGGUGGCUGUCGACGCCUUCUAUGUGUAUGACUGUGAUGGAGAAAAGAUCGAGCUGAUGAUGGCUAUAGACGUGGGUACCGGGUUUGCUCUUGCGGGUGAACUACAAGGUCACUCUACGUCUACCAUGGAGGCCACCUUCUGCACGCUGUGGAGCAACACUUUCGGUGCUCCAGGCACAAUGGUCGUGGAUUUGGAGUCGGGGCUCCAAGCCGGGCUCGGACGAUUCAGCGAGUGGCAUGGGACGUUCAUUCGACCAAUUGCAGGUCAAGCUCAUUGGCAGAACGGCACGGUGGAGCGUGCCAUCAGAACCUGGAAAGAAGUGUGGGGACGUCUGGUCGAUGAGAGGUCAGCGAGCUCCGACGAGGCCAACAUGGUGAUCACCGCGGUUAACAGCGCCAUGAAUACUCUGAGACGUGACUCUGGAUUCAGCCCCGCACAAGCAGUAUGGGGACGAGAUCCUCGGUUGCCCGAGGACAUCCACAACUCCUACCAGGACGAGCAUAUCGAGCACAUCAUCAGCCAUGACCGACAACGAAAGGACUUCUUCAACGUUCUCGAGUUGGAGGGCCAGAGUUGCACAUUGGAUCCCAUGUGUGAGGGAGUGAACUUCUGGAUUUCCUUUGCAGGACGCGAGAAAGCCCUGGAGAAGGAGAUCCCGUGGUCUAUGGUGCCCCCAGACCAGAGGGAGAACUUCAAGCAAGCCGAGCUGAAACAAUACAACGAACACAUAGAGCACCGCGCUCUGGAGCCCCUCACCGUGGAAGCCAGCAGGAAGAUCAUGAAGGAGCAGCCCGACAGAGUCUUGAACAGCCGGUUCGCCUAUCGAGAUAAAAAUUGGUCUCGUCGUCGUGAAGAACCAGAGCUCAGUUGGAGGGCCAAGGCGAGAUUGGUCAUAGCUGGACACCGGGAUCCAGACUUGUUGUCUGGAUUGCCGACGCACGCGCCGACGAUCUCCCGACAAGGAAUCCACCUACUCCUCCAAGUUCUUUCGUCGAACCUCAAGAAGGGCUGGAAGGGCUACGCGGGGGACGUGACGGCAGCCUUUUUGUGCGGUGAAGAUUUGGUUCGUGAACUUUAUCUACGGCAACCCCGCACAGGUCUAGGCGAGCUGCACCCCGAACAGUUGCUGCGCAUCCGAAAACCCAUCUUUGGGCUAGUGGACUGGGAAGCCGACAAGUUCGAGUACGUGGGUUCCUACAUCGAGAUCUUCGAGGACAAG